This is a messenger RNA of Chelmon rostratus (copperband butterflyfish), 1160 nucleotides long. Its product is annotated as ADP-ribosyl cyclase/cyclic ADP-ribose hydrolase 1-like. The transcript has 10 exons. NCBI's taxonomy places the organism in Eukaryota, Metazoa, Chordata, Actinopteri, Chaetodontiformes, Chaetodontidae. The record is from RefSeq and is a predicted model, not a curated record. Bases 143 to 1075 code for a protein of 310 amino acids. Gene Ontology annotation, biological process: positive regulation of B cell proliferation. Gene Ontology annotation, cellular component: plasma membrane. Gene Ontology annotation, molecular function: NAD+ nucleosidase activity; phosphorus-oxygen lyase activity.
GAGGGGGUUACAUCAGAUCACAGCACAGCGGGACUCGGCUUGAGCAGAAAUCUGACCUGAGCAAAGCAUUUAACCCACACAACCACGGAGCCUUCUGUCGCACUUUAUCCUUCUGCGUUGAAAAUGUAACGCAGAGCAAAGCAUGUACGCACACGCAUCUUUUCUGAGGCGCAGCGAAGCGGCGCGGGGUCUCGCCACCGGCGGCUCCCUGAAAACAUCUGCGUCCUUUGUGGCGAUCGGUGUGACGCUAUGGUUUAUUAAGCUCCUGCUCUGCGCCGGUCAACUGAGAGCACAGCUCGGGACCACCCCCAACAUCAAACACAUAGUGCUUGGAAGGUGCUACAAUUACAUUACGCUGGUUGACCCCAGCUUGAGGUAUGACUGUGAGGACAUCUGGAGACAGUUUGAGGAGGCGGUUGUCCGUCAGUCCUCUUGUAAUGUGACAGCGGAGGAUUAUCAUCAGGUGUUUUAUGCGAUGCCACAAGCCUGGCCUUGUGAUAGGUUCCUCUUCUGGAGUAAAACCAGGACGCUGAUGCACAGCUACGCAGCUGUUGUACGACACUUCUGGACACUGGAGGACACCCUGGUCGGCUACAUGUUCAACGACCUCAUCUGGUGUGGGCAAGAGGAAGACUCCGGUUUUGAUUUCAGCUCUUGUCCGGAUUGGUCGGCAUGCAGGAAUCAUCCGGUGUAUUCCUUGUGGAGGCAAGCCUCGCAAAACUUUGCAGAAAUGGCAUGCGGCAACAUCACUGUGUUACUGAAUGGGUCUAUUGUCAACGCCUUCAACAGGAAAAGCAUGUUUGGAAGUGUUGAACUGGACGGUCUGAACCCACACAGGGUGGAUUACGUCAACAUCAAGGUGGUGGCCAAUCUGGAGGGACCCUUUAUAGAAUCAUGUAGUCAAGGAUCCAUUGUAGACCUGAUCCAGAUCCUCCAGUCCAGAGGCUUCCGCUGGACUUGCACAGACAACGAUCAGACCCUGAUGAUCCUUCAGUGCAUCCAGAACCCCAAACAGUCCUCCUGCCAAACAUGUGCAAACAGCCUGUUGCCAAGAAGGAGCCUCACAUUUGACUGAAUCACCCACAGAUUUUGCAUGUUUUCUGAUAUUUUCUGGUCUUGUGCUCAUGGAAGUGCAUUAAAUUAACUGGGUGCUGAAAAGA